AUGGAUUUCACCACACUGGAACCUGCGUCGGAUGGACAGGAGAAUGUCUUGGUUGUGACUGAUGUAAUCACUAAGUUCACUACGCCACAUCACCCCCAGGGAAAUGCACAGUGCGAGAGACUUAACAGAACUCUACCUGACCUCUUGCGUUCCUUGCCACCUGACAAGAAAAGGAAAUGGCCAGAGUACUUACCUGAGCUGGUGUAUGCCUAUAAUGUAACACCUCAUUCCUCCACUGGUUACUCCCCUUACUACAUGCUGUUUGGUAUGCAGCCACACUUACCAGUAGAUGCCUUAUUGGGCCAGGAGCCAGUGUUUGAGAAGGAGCCUGCCUGGUUGUCUGUCCACAAGGAGCAACUUCGGGAUGUUCACACUAGGGCACGUGCAUAUGCUGAAAGGAAGGCAGCAGACCGAGUUACCAAGCGUGAGAGUGGGGUAUACUGUCCAGAGGUAGAAGUUGGUCAGCAGGUGUACUUACGAUAUUGUCCCCAAGGACGGAACAAGAUACAGGACGCCUGGGCACCUACAGCCUAUAAGGUGGUGGAGGUGCAUGGUACGACCUACACUGUGGAGCCAGUGGGAGGCGGUCCUGCAAAAAGAGUACACAUAUCAGACAUUAGGCCCUGUUCGAGACUUAUACCAAUGCCACGGAGAAAAGUGAGACCAGUAGAAGUACCUACCUCUGUGUUAGUGGAAGAGAUACCUUCACUGGAUGCAGAAUGUGUGUUAGUGGAAGAAACUAGAUGGACUAAGGAGGAUUUAGUAGACCCAGUGCUUGAGGAGUCACAGCAACAAGAUGUGGAAUCAGACAAUUGUGCUGGAUUGGAAGAAGCACAAGAAAGAUAUAAUGAUGCACUAGUGAAUAAUGAGGUGAGUGCUGUUGAAGAGCUCUCUCUGCCUGAUAUUGAAAUAACUGAUUCAACUUUGGAUGUGGUUUCAGCUAGGUCAGUUCCUGUUCCCCGAAAUCCAAGAGUAAAAAGUGCUGCACCCCAUCCUACGCCACGCAGAAUCCAGCUGCCAACUGCUGGUGUUCAUGGUAACCCAAACAGACUAAAUCUGCUUGUAAUGCUGUGUCCUUUAGCCCUGAUGUCCUUUCCCAAGUGUAAGCGGGUAUGUCUUGUACACAUCCGGUAAAUUACAAGGAGUAAUGGAUGAUUAAAUAGUGUUUGCAGUCAUCGAGGACGUUGACUGUUAGCAGGAGAGAGUGUAACCCGGGGCAAGAAUAGCCCGAUAUUUAAUUCCCCUGGUUAUUUUUCCCUUGACGUUUUUGCUAUGAUGCAGUUAUGCGUGCUGUCUCCUUUAAGAGUUUGAUCAUAUGCACAAGAGAGAGUGUGUGUCAGAGGGGAACAGAGAGCGCGCUGAUAGAAGCAGCAGUUACAAGUGAGGAGAAAAUAGUUGAUUAGAAAUUGCUAAAUGGAUAUAAUCCAGGUUAAUUAUCAACUUGUGGACCUGUGGUGGUUUCAGUUGUGUGACUGCACGAGUAAGAAGACUUAAUUCAGUGUUUAUAUUAGUGUUUGUUGCUGCAUAUGAGAAAUCUCCGGUGGGGCAGGGGAUUCAGGCCUACUUCAACGGAGAUUGAGCAUAAGUUAAUUUAAAAUACACUUUGAAGACUGUUAUAAUGUAUAAUAAUGCAGUGUAAUACAUAUAUACGAAGAACAUGCAGUAAUUGUUGUGUAUUAUACCGUUAAGAGGGGAGAGCAAGAUUGUGAGAUCGCACGUGCCAGUUUCCACGUGAUUGAUAAUCCAAAGUCUCAUAUAACAGUACAUAUAAGCCACUGCCGUUGUUUUACACACCUUUAUUGGUUCUUUAACAUUGGUUGCACUAUUUCAAGUCAAAUUGGGACUUCUGAUCUGGUGUUUUGAUUAGAGAUUAUUACUGUAAAGGACUUAUUUUUAUUAUUUACAUUUCUUCUUAUAUGUUAUUUCACUUUCUGUGCCCAUUGAAGUGAACUGGGUAACAUAAUUUGUUUUGUUUUAUUAUUUUGUUUUAUACAACUUCUCUUGUUUAAUUGGAUCUGAGUCCUGAGAAAAAGC
Messenger RNA from Carassius carassius (crucian carp), 2034 nucleotides. RefSeq lists its product as uncharacterized. Lineage: Eukaryota; Metazoa; Chordata; Actinopteri; Cypriniformes; Cyprinidae. The record is from RefSeq and is a predicted model, not a curated record. Gene Ontology annotation, biological process: DNA integration. Gene Ontology annotation, molecular function: nucleic acid binding. The transcript is spliced from 2 exons. The coding region runs from base 1 to 1134 and encodes 377 amino acids.